Molecule: messenger RNA, 822 nt
Organism: Helianthus annuus (common sunflower)
Lineage: Eukaryota; Viridiplantae; Streptophyta; Magnoliopsida; Asterales; Asteraceae
Product: leucine-rich repeat extensin-like protein 3
Exons: 2
Coding region: 1-822 (273 amino acids)
Source: RefSeq, a predicted model, not a curated record
AUGUGCGAAAAAUCGGUGGGAGCCGUGGCAUCUCCUCCUGACCACAAUAAAUCUUUGCCAAUGGUUCCACAAUAUUCUUUUCUUGGUAAAUUAGCUAACCAAACUAAUGUAAUUAACCAUCCUCAACCACACGCCGCCGUCACCACCCCACUUCAAUCACCCACCACCAUCACCACCCCACUUCAACCACCCACCACCUCCACCCAUCUUCAACCAAACGCCGCCGUCACCACCCCACUUCAACCACACGCCGCCCCCACCACCUCCACCCAUCUUCAACCAAACGCCGCCGUCACCACCCCACUUCAAUCAAACAGGUAUUUGAUUAUGAGGUUGAGACAAGGUAAUGGAGGAGGUGCGCCGCCUGCUGGUAGUGAACGGCAGCCUUCGGUGCUUGUUGGUAGUGAACGGCCGCCUCCGUUGCUUGUUGGUAGUGAACGGCCGCCUCCGUUGCUUGUUGGUAGUCAACCGCCGCCUCCGGUGCUUGUUGGUAGUCAACCGCUGCCUCCGGUGCUUGUUGGUAGUCAACCGCUGCCUCCGGUGCUUGUCGGUAGUCAACCGCCGCCUCUGUUGCUUGCUGGUAGUCAACCGCCGCCUCCGGUGCUUGUCGGUAGUCAACCGCCGCCUUCGGUGCUUGCUGGUAGUCAACCGCCGCCUCUGGUGCUUGUUGGUAGUCAACCGCCGCCUCUAUUGCUUGUUGGUAGUCAACCGCCGCCUCCGGUGCUUGUUGGUAGUGAACAGCCACCUGGUGGUGGUCAGGGAGGUCCGGUGCUUGUUGGUAGUCCACAGGCAUCGGUAGGUUCGCAGCCUGUUAGUAGUUAG